CCAGGCAGCUGCGGCGGCGGCGGCAGCCGGCGAGCUCAAGCUCGGAGCCGCGGCUGUGUGAAGCUCAGAGAAGCCCUUUGUAGCUUCUUGAAGGCUUUCAAGAAAAGCCCUGCUGGACCAGAAUUUUGGUAACAACUGACCCAGGUUUCUACUGGUACUCCCAUUUCUGCCCGUACAUGAGGAAUGGACUACAAAGAUUCAAAACUCAGUUGAGCUUACUCUUUAAAUAGAGGAAUUGCAUUAUUAUUUAGUCACUCAGGUCUAUAUUCAUUAAUACUGGGGAGGGGUGAGACCACUGAUGGUCAUUCCUGGGCAACAGGAGCCAUCUUCAGCCAGAAUCCUUGAGGGUACCAGGGAUUGAAAUCAGUCAUUGAAAAUGGCCUUUCUUAAAGAUUCCCAUGUCUCAAUGGACUCCUGAAUAUAACAAGCUCUAUACUAUAAGAGUGGAUAUGAAGAGUGAGAUUCCUUCUGAUGCGCCAAAGACACAGGAGAGUUUGAAAGGAAUCCUUUUGCAUCCGGAGCCCAUUGGGGCAACCAAAAGUUUUCCUGCUGAAGUUGAAAUGAUUAAUAGUAAAGUAGGGAAUGAAUUUUCUCAUUUGUGUGAUGAUUCUCAGAAACAAGAGAAGGACAUGAAUGGGAACCAACAAGAGCAAGAAAAAUGUGUUGUGAGAAAAAAACGCAAAAGUCAGCAGGCUGGCCCUUCAUAUAUACAAAAUUGUGUGAAAGAGAAUCAGGGAAUUUUAGGAUUGAGACAACACUCCGAAACACCGAGUGAAGAAGAUAAUGACUCCUCUUUUAGUGAUUGUUUCUCCUCUCCUUCAUCUAGUCUGCAUUUUGGGGAUUCGGAUACUGUGACCUCAGAGGAGGAUAAAGAAGUCUCUGUAAGGCAUUCCCAGGCAAUAUUGAAUGCAAAAAGUAGAACUCACAGUGCUCGGUCCCAAAAAUGGCCUCGGAAUGAGACAGAAUCUGUUUCAGGAUUGCUACUGAAAAGACCCUGUUUUCAUAGCAGUUCGUUAAGGAGACUUUCAUGCCGAAAGAGAUUUGUAAAAACCAAUUCCUCACAGAGGACACAGAAACAGAAGGAGAGAAUAUUGAUGCAGAGGAAGAAACGAGAAGCACUAGCCCGGAGAAAAUACGCACUGCUUCCCAGUUCUAGUAGCUCCAGCGAGAAUGACCUCAGCAGUGACUCCUCUUCCAGCUCGUCCACUGAAGGAGAAGAAGCAUUGUUUGUUUCUACCAGUGACAACCAUCAAAACAAUCCAGCCAUUCCCUCAGGAAGUAUUGAUGAAGAUGUUGUGGUGAUAGAAGCUUCUUCCACACCCCAAGUCACUGCUAAUGAAGAAAUUAAUGUUACCUCAACUGACAGUGAAGUGGAGAUAGUAACAGUUGGAGAAAGUUUUCGAUCUCGUUCAACUCUUGGACACUCCAGAGCACAUUGGAGCCAAGGAUCUAGUUCUCAUACUAAUCGGCCACAGGAGUCACGGAAUCGCAGUCGAAUUUCUACUGUUAUACAGCCUUUACGGCAGAAUGCAGCAGAAGUUGUGGACCUUACUGUGGAUGAAGAUGAACCUACUGUAGUACCAACCACUUCUGCGAGAAUGGACUCACAAACCACAAGCGCUUCCAUUACCAGUACAAAUCCAUCUACCUCUGAGCAGGCUUCUGAUCCUUCAUCCGCUGUCACUAGUACUCAACCCUCCACAGUGUCAGAGACUUCAGCUACUCUCCCAAGCAAUAGUAUGACUGGUACUUCUGUAGGAGAUGACUCAAGGCGAACUGCAUCUAGUGCUGUGAUGGAAGCUGGCCCCCCUGCCAUGCCAAGGUUACCUGCCUGCUGUCCCCAGCACUCACCGUGUGGAGGGUCCUCCCAGAAUCACCAUGCACUUGGACACCCACACACUAGCUGUUUCCAGCAACACAGCCACCACUUCCAACACCAUCACCACCACCACCACACACCCCACCCAGCGGUACCAGUUUCUCCCUCCUUCACUGAUCCCACGUGCCCGGUGGAAAGACCUCCACAAGUACCAGCACCAUGUGGGGGAAAUGCCAGUUCUGGCACCAGCUACCAUGACCAGCAGGCAUUGCCAGUAGAUCUGAGCAACAGUGCUAUCAGAAGUCAUGGAAGCGGUAGUUUUCAUGGAGCAUCUGCAUUUGACCCCUGCUGCCCUGUGUCUUCUUCUCGAGCUGCAAUCUUUGGCCACCAAGCUGCUGCUGCUGCCCCAAGUCAGUCGUUAUCACUAGAUGGUUAUGGAUCCAGCAUGGUUGCACAGCCUCAGCCCCAGCCUCCUCCACAAGCCUCGCUUUCCUCCUGUCGGCAUUACAUGCCACCCCCUUAUGCUUCUUUGACAAGACCACUUCAUCAUCAAGCCUCUGCCUGCCCCCACUCUCAUGGAAACCCUGUUCCUCAGACUCAGCCUCCACCUCAAGUGGAUUAUGUUAUUCCUCACCCUGUGCAUGCUUUCCAUUCUCAAAUAUCUUCUCACACAACAUCUCACCCUGUGGCACCUCCACCCCCAACUCACUUACCCACCACCACUGCUCCAAUCCCCCAACAUCUUCCUCCUACACACCAGCCAAUUUCCCACCAUAUUCCAGCCACAGCACCUCCAGCUCAAAGACUACAUCCUCAUGAAGUGAUGCAGAGGAUGGAAGUUCAGAGGAGGAGGAUGAUGCAGCAUCCAACGCGGGCACAUGAACGCCCCCCACCUCAUCCACAUAGGAUGCACCCAAACUAUGGUCAUGGGCAUCAUAUUCAUGUGCCUCAGACUAUGUCCUCACAUCCUCGACAGGCUCCAGAGAGAUCUGCUUGGGAACUGGGAAUCGAAGCUGGAGUGACUGCAGCUACUUAUACUCCUGGUGCUUUGCAUCCUCAUUUAGCCCAUUAUCACGCACCGCCUCGACUUCAUCAUUUGCAGUUAGGAGCUCUUCCUUUAAUGGUUCCUGACAUGGCUGGUUAUCCUCACAUCCGUUAUAUUUCAUCAGGAUUGGAUGGAACAUCAUUCAGAGGUCCUUUCAGAGGCAAUUUUGAGGAAUUGAUUCAUUUAGAAGAAAGAUUAGGAAAUGUUAACCGUGGAGCAUCACAGGGGACAAUUGAAAGAUGUACAUACCCACACAAAUACAAAAAGGUAACAACUGAUUGGUUCUCACAGAGGAAACUGCACUGCAAACAAGAUGGGGAAGAAGGGACUGAGGAAGACACAGAGGAAAAAUGUACUAUCUGUUUGUCUAUUUUAGAGGAAGGUGAAGAUGUGAGGCGCCUUCCCUGUAUGCACCUUUUCCACCAAGUGUGUGUUGACCAGUGGUUGAUCACCAAUAAGAAGUGCCCCAUAUGUAGAGUGGACAUUGAGGCCCAGCUGCCCAGUGAAAGUUGACACCAUGUUUCAGAACACUUCCCCUCCCUCUCUCUCAUUCCCAUCCUCUGGUACUGCAGUCAACCAAAGAUGGCAUGACUUACCUGCGCAGAUUUGGAAGCCUGGAACUUCGAGUGCUGGCUCUGCUAUAUGGUACAACUAAUGCUAGAUCUACAGUUUAUGUAUACAGUUGAUUUUGAUGUAUUUAUAAAAGCUUUUUUUUUUUUUUAGAUUUGACAUUUUUCCUGUAUCAUUUUACUGUAUUUUUGCAUGGUUCCUUGUAUUGCAUUUCUUUGCACAUAUUAUGGGCUUGUGACCCUAAACUUGCAGGCAAGAUUAGCUGCUUUAGUAAGUAGGAUUUUGUGGUCUUUUUGUUUUUUUACAUAGUAUCGGGACUUGAGAAUUAUGAAUUUUUUAAUCCAUUACUAACCUUAAUUUAAUCAAUCAUGUGCUUCAGUUUAAUGUAUAAAGAUCCUCUAGAAAAAUGAUAAUAUUGUGUAUUAAGACAUUCCUUAACUAGGACAAACUGGCUGCUGUAUAACUACGAUAUGGAUUUCUUGAGUUAAAUACCAUCCUUAAUGCUGGGAACAGAAUACAAACCAUAUUACAACAGAUGCAGGUGAUAUUCUUAUCACCAGAGUGAUCAAUAGAGAUUUUCUUGGUGUCCUUUUCUUUUCUGCACAAUGCAGAUAGAGUGGAAUAUUAAUAUCAUUCAUGGAGACUGCUGUUCUGAUUGUAUUUAUCUUUUUCUACAUUGUUUAGAACUUUAUUUCCCUGAUUCGAUUUUUGCUGCUGUGAAACAGCCCUGAUGAACACUAAUAUUAAUUUCAAUUAGCUGGAUUGUACAUAAUUGCAGAUUUAACAAAAAUUUUAGGGAAAUUGAAGAAGACAUGUAGAAUUUUGUUUAGUCUUCUACUUAAGCACGCAUAGUAAAGAUAUCUGCUUACAUUAAUUUUGUCAACACAUUCAGUCAAGAUUUAGAAUUGCAGUCAUUGGCAGGUAUCUGCAUUCAUAGAACUUCUAAAAUGUCCCAGGAUCAUUUUAAGGGAUUUUUAUUAGUUUAAAGAUAAAUAAAGUCAGCUGAAUCUACAUGUCUCUUGUUUUAUUUCUCUUUAAACUUGAAAACAGUAAAUCUGCAGAAACUGUGAGGCACAAAUUAUACUGUCAACCUACUGUUGUUCCUCUGGUUCUAGACUCCCACUUCAUACAUUACCAAGAGUCGAUCACUGAUUUAAAUUUUUUAGUUUCUAUAUAGUUAAGAUUACUGCAUAAUAUAGAAUAUAAAGUAAGUUAAUGUACUAACAUUUCUCCUUUGGAGAAAGUUUUAAUCCACUUCAGGAUACAUAUUACCAGAUACUUUCAUAUACAGGAUAGCCGAAUUUUAUGUCUAAUGUGCUUAUACUAUGCCCAGAUUACAGUUGCAUCCAGUCAGUGACAUCACUGUCUGUAUGUGGAAGACAUGUUCCCAUGGGUCAUAUGUGAAGAUGUCAAUAAGCUUGCAUUAAGCCACCUGCUUUGUAAGUGGAUUGAUGAAUAAAUAACUUAUAUUUCUAUUGUC
This is a messenger RNA of Suncus etruscus (white-toothed pygmy shrew), 4914 nucleotides long. It is a transcript of the gene RNF111, whose product is annotated as ring finger protein 111. Lineage: Eukaryota; Metazoa; Chordata; Mammalia; Eulipotyphla; Soricidae. Gene Ontology annotation, cellular component: nucleus; cytoplasm. The transcript has 16 exons. Gene Ontology annotation, molecular function: ubiquitin protein ligase activity; SMAD binding; SUMO polymer binding. Bases 399 to 3377 code for a protein of 992 amino acids. Gene Ontology annotation, biological process: positive regulation of DNA-templated transcription; positive regulation of transforming growth factor beta receptor signaling pathway; ubiquitin-dependent protein catabolic process. The record is from RefSeq and is a predicted model, not a curated record.